ACAAAAUUUUCAUCGAUCUGUUAGCAGAAUGGCGGAAAUUAACAACCACUCCAAUCAAGAAGAACAGCUGCACAACGAGCUGAAUGAAGUCAAACGAAGUCUGGAAGGAUGGAGAGAAGUGCUCCUUCCACUAAAUGGCCUCCUGAAUUGGGAAAAAACUUAUCAUCCUGCCAUUAUUAUUGGAUUAAACACAUUCAUAUUCUUGUUGAUAUGGUACUUCGAGCCAUCAGUCUUGACCACUUUUGCUCUGCUAGGAUUGGCUGUGAGUCUUAUUGAUUUUCUUGUGCCUAUGAUAGGUCCAAAUAUCCUGGCAUCAAAAUGGACUGGUCGACAGGAGAAUCAGUAUGAAGACAUUUGCAGGAGAAUCAUGCAUUUUAAGUAUCACUUUAGAAAUCUGACAGAAUCUCUGGUUUCUUUGAAGACAGAAAGACCCAAAACGUAUUUCCUUAUUGUGAUGGGAGCAUUAGUAUCUAUGGCUUGGAUGGGAAGUAAAAUGGACAACCUCCUCCUGACCUAUUUCCUUGUCACCUUAGUAAUGUUGGUACCAGGUAUAAGACGCCAUGGUAUCCUGCAGAAGUACUUCUCUCAAGCCUUUGGUGUGAUCACAUCGCUCAUCAGAGGAAAAACCAAAAAAUUCAAGUCCAGUUAGACAGUGAGGGUGGUUAUCAACACCUUUCACUUUGUCCCUUCUAACCCACUCAAUACAUUACCAGCUUAACAGGGGGACUUUCAUCUGUGAUUUUCCCCCAAGGGGCACUAACCUCUGUAUAUGCUGCAUCUAUAUAUUAUAAGAGAUUUGGCUUUUUUUUUUAAUUUAUUGAACUUUUUAUUGUGUUUAAAUUUACAAAUUCAGUCGAACUUUGUUAUUUCGAAGUAAUCGGGACCAUUUGAAACCUUCAAGUUAUCUGAGUAUUCGAUAUAAGUGAGAUCAAGUGUUCGAUGAAAAGUUUGGCAGAGACAGACAGAAUACUUCAAAUUAAAAUGGGUCGUCCAGUUAUACAAGUUUGGGAUAAUGGCAUUGGGCUGUAAUAGAAAAAGUGCUCUUAGGGUUUUAAGUAGAAACAAGAGGAAAUGGCUUUUUUUUUUUUAAACAAAAUGUGCCAUGAAUAUUUUUUCCCAAAAAAAUCCAACAAAGAGACUCUCUUUUAAUGUUACUGUAACUUCAGUUAGGGCGGUUCCAGAAUUAGCUAUGUGUGAGAGAUCAAGGGUACCUUUUAAAAAACUCCAAAUACCAAGUGCCCUUAUGUUUUUUGGUAGAGAACAAGAGAAAAAUUGCUUUUUAAGCAAACUAUCUAAGUUGAGUUUCGGCUAUUGCAGAGUCACUACACAAGAGAGAUUUGAAGGCUGCUUUCAAUAGACCCAGCCCCCAAUGGGAUGAUUUAUGAUAGGCAUGUCUUGAUGAAUUAUUAAAUGAGGCAUAUUUUGAUAAUUUUACCUCUUAAAGAAAAGGGGGUGAAUUGGUCACAGAUAGGCAUAUCUUGUUAAAUCAAUAUAUAAAGAGGGUGAAUUGAUCACAGAUAGGCAUAUCUUGUUAAAUUUACCUCUUAUAUAAAGAGGGUGAAUUGAUUACAGCAUAUUCCAGGGUCGCCUAUGCCUUCAAACUCUCCGUUACAAUCAGUUUUGGAAUAGUCAUUGUUGGUGUGUAUGAUCAUUACAUUGAAAUAUUUUCAGCUUUAUGUGAAUGGAAAGUCUAAUUUCUGCAAGAGCAACAAAGUAUUAUUGUUAAAUUUUGUUGUAUGAAGCUUGUGCAGAUGUGAAUCACAAGGAUUUAUUUGUUUGUAUAAUAAUAAUACUUUAUAGCUGUUCAGUGUUCAGGUGAUGUUUUCAUUGCACAAUUAUUUACCGGGUAUUUGAAUAAUACUUUGCAUUAAUGGAAAGUUAGUUUGAAAUGAAAAUAUUCACAUUUUGAGCUAUUUCUGUCUGUUUCACAAUUGAUAUCAAUUUCUCACAAUGGAAUGAUUCUAGACAUAAGAAAAUUGAUCACUUGCAGUCUCCUGUGUUCUGGUUUAUUUGACAUUAGUAAAGUGACAUUGAAAAAAAAAAAUUGUUCUGUUGACUUGUUUCUGUACAUCAGAAAGUUAACAAUGCAUGAAAAAUUUAGUAAAAUUUAGUAGUGGUUUUUUCUGUUUUUAUCUUAUUAUUUAAUGGUUUUUAAGUUAUAAUUAUUAAAAGCCAAAAGUCCAACCCUCUACAUAUGGGAUUUGUUUUAAUUUUAGGGACCAUGUCCAAUGUAGUUUUGUUGCUUAAUUUUUAGCCUCCAUGUCUGUUAUUGUUGAAAUUUUUGUUUUUAUUGUUAAAUGUAUCAUGUUAUAUGUAUUGCACAAUAUCCAUUUUAGUUGAAUGAAUACCUUGUUUAUAAGAUAAGCAUACAAUGUUAACACAAAUGUGUUCAUGACUUUUUUUAAAACUAUCAAUGCUGAAAGAGACAGCCAAACAGGUCUAAUUUGACAGUUUUUAGCAUGUAUUUGUCUUCCAUAUUGAUAAGCCUUUUUUGGUCACAUGACCAGGGUUCAUGACCAGAUGACUGUGGUUCAUGGUGAGAUGAACAGGGUCCAAGGCAUGUUGACCAGAUGAUCAUGUUUAAAGGUUUUUGCCACAACCGUGACCAGAAUUAAUGGCUUAAUGUCCAAAUAUGAGACAGAUAAGUGAGGUUCAUGAACACAUGAAUAUUAUACGUUCAUGAACGUUGAAGUUCAUGACUAGAUGACUGGGGUUCAUGGCCAGUUAUCUCCCUUUCUCUAUACCUCUGUGUCUCUUUACAUAUAUGGCUGUCGUGAAUAUAAUAUAUACAGUAUAUUGGUGUUGUGUAAUGUAGUAAGAAGUUUGGUGCUGUAGAAAGGUAAUUUUAAUAAAAUUCAUUGUGUAUCGCUUGUAACAGGUACAUACUUAAUACAGUUUACAUAGACUGAGUGAUGAGAAAUUGAUUUUCUCGCUGCAGUAAUUUUCGUAAGUGCCACUUGAAAAAAAAACUCUCCGAUUCACCUCCCUGGACAUUUUGUCCUUAUCAUGAAGAUUUAAAUGCAUGUCAUAUUCAUAUUUGUAGUGUAUUUUCUAUUAAAUUUUCUUGAAAUAUAAAAUGUAAUGUAGUUGGUAGAAUUACAGUAAGAUUUAUGAAGUUUGAACUGUACUCAGUCUGUUCCUUUUAUUGAAUCCAGGGAAGGCUGGUUUUGUAUUUUUAUAGUCAUGUCUGUAUAACUGCAGACAAAAGCUUGAUAACUAUGACUGCAUUUUUGUGUUGAUAUUUAAGUGUUAGGGUCAUUUAGUCAUACAUCAUCCUUCCCACCUAUAUAGCCCUGUUUCUAUCAAUACAUGCAGAAGCAGUGACUCACCGACUCUAAAGUAAAACAGUUAGUGUUUUGUUCAGGUUUUGUGAAAAAGAAAAGGCAUUAUAUCAAGGUUUUAUUGCAGCAAUAUUGAUAAUAUCCUUAAAAGUUUAAACUUGAUUCACAGUGAUACAACUUCAUAAAGUGACAAACUAACAACCAUUCUUGUUAUUCAUUAUCUUAACAUAACCUGUGCCAGAGUUGAAUUGAAUUAAAACCUAUCAAGUUGGCAUUCAUAUUGCCCACUUAUGCCAGCUGAAAUUAGUUAAGGCUCCUUAACUCAAUGAAACAGUCCUGAAAUAACAGUUAAAGCAAAAAUGAAUUUCAGAAGAGCAUUUUCUUUAGCUUCCGUUAUGCUUUCCUUUUAAAAGAAUUUUUUAAAAUUUCAUGAAAGUCAUGCUCUAAAUAAAAUAUUCAUUAAUAAAACAAAAUUGCUAUGAAAUGUUCCAUAUGGUAUCGUGAUGGUAUAGUUUUAUAUGUAAAUAGUUUAGAUAAAAUUUAUCAAAUUACUGUCUCAAGCAUAAAAAUCAAUCAUGUUUUUUACUUGUUUUAAGAUGCCCACAAAAAUAGGAUUUGGAAAAUGUUGAUCAGAAUCAUGUUUACAGAGGAGCAACGAAUGUCUAUAUCAUAUUAAUUGGAUGUAGAUAAAUAAAUUUAUACAUUUACCAGGUUUUGGAGGCCAUAUUUAAUGGCAUAAUGCCCAAUAUUUAAAAAAAUGCCACUGUGGAGACAAAACAUUAUUCUGGCAGAUUUGUCAGUUUUGGGGGAAUUCAGGAGAAAGUUUUAGAGCAAAGUUAAAUUUGAUUAUGUUUUUUUGUUUUUUUCUUCAGUUUUGAAAAUUCAUCUUGUCUUUUUAGAACAUAACAUAUUCCUACCAAUAAAGAUAUAAUCUGGCACAGAGUUGUCUCCCCUACUAUCUUGCAAAAUUAUGGUAAUCCAUUUUCAAAUGACAACACAUUUUUAAUGAUAUGCUAGAUAUAUACAUGGCUGACCAUUACUUGACAAUCACUAUUCAUAAUACUUCGAUUUUUAUUCGAAUUAAGUUUAAUUAUAGUCAGUAAACCACCAAAGUCCUAUCAGAGUGCACUUAAACAUACUAAGUACGGUUGAUGAUUAACAUUUAUGAUAUAAUGGAUUAUAAAUAAUAUCCAACCAGAUAAUGUAUACAACAAUGCACUAAUUAUCUUAUUUAAAUCUUUUGAUUUAUAACAUGAAACAGAAUCUCAUUUCAGGUGUUUAUGGGAAGAAUCUUCCAUGUUUAUCAUAAAGAUCAUGAGGUUAUGAUAACAUAGUCUUUUUUGUUUUGUCUGGUCCAAACGAUUUUAUCAGAGUUGUCCAUUUCAGAAAUGAGGACAGAUCUAAUGAUCUUUUUUGGCUUUCUUGUGAGCUGUGAUAAGAGCGUAGAAGCUUGUGUUUUUUUAGUUUGCUUGUAACUUUCUCAUUGAGUGCCAGGGAUAAUAUUAAUGUGUUAUAUCCAUUUGUUAUGUUUUUGUGAAGCCCAUGUGAUCAGGUGUAAGUACAUUUGUAUGUAAAUGAUACAUCCAUCCAAGUUAAAAAUUGUCAAAGAAACAAGAGAAAACAUUUCAAAAGCCACCAGAGAGUAGACUGUUGAUAAAAAUUUAGAUUUAAAAAUGUUGAAACAUGGAUGGUUUACUGAACCCAAGGACAGAUAUCUGUAAUAUUAUCAAGAGUUUACACAAUAUUCAUGACUUAAUAACUGUCCAAUUAGCAUCAUAAAUUAUUGCAAUUAAUUUCGUUUUGGACAGCUCUUCGCUUAAUACUUUCUUUACCCAUCUUGGAUUUUGACCUUGAAAAAUUUGUUAUUGUUUGUUUAGGUCCCGGUGAUGGCAAUUGAUUUGUAAUGUAUUCUCAUGUAACUUUGAUUGACAGUUUUGAACCCAUUUUUUCUCUCAAAUUCUUUCAUCAUAUCUCACUGUACAUGAUGCCAUCUACAAGUAUUACAAAGUAUCCGUAUGUGUUAGAUUAUAAAAGCUAAAACAGUGUGUGGAUAUAGAUUGCAUGUUUUUGAGAUAAUAAACAAUGGUAUAAUC
Molecule: messenger RNA, 5374 nt
Organism: Ylistrum balloti
Lineage: Eukaryota; Metazoa; Mollusca; Bivalvia; Pectinida; Pectinidae
Product: ADP-ribosylation factor-like protein 6-interacting protein 1
Exons: 6
Coding region: 29-649 (206 amino acids)
Source: RefSeq, a predicted model, not a curated record